Frankliniella occidentalis (western flower thrips) is the source of this 2238-nucleotide messenger RNA. RefSeq lists its product as uncharacterized. NCBI's taxonomy places the organism in Eukaryota, Metazoa, Arthropoda, Insecta, Thysanoptera, Thripidae. The coding region runs from base 155 to 1171 and encodes 338 amino acids. The transcript has 4 exons. The record is from RefSeq and is a predicted model, not a curated record.
UCGUAAGUUUCCAAAGUCAUUUAAUGACCAUAUUGGCGACACAGAUCUGGGUUACAGUCGAUUCUUAAGACAUACCGUGGAUCAAUUUGAUAAUGUGAGGGACCAAAAGAGGAAAAGGGUUUCUAAAGUUGGAAAAGAAAAUAUAAUUAUUGAGAUGCGUAUCAAAUGUGUUCUGGGACUAACUAAGGAUCAAUGGCACAAUACAACUUUACCAAAGGAUGAGUCAAAAGAGUCUCAAUUAAAGAAAAAAGCAAAGCUGCUAAAAUGGUCGAAAAUACCUAGGUCCAAACAGGACAUUUCCACAAUAAAACAAUUAUGUGAAGACACAUAUGCAAGCCAAAGAAAAGACAUUUUAGAAAUGCACAAAAUAAUAAAAGAUUUCCAGACAAGAAAAAGUAGGAAGAAGAUAACAGAAGAAGAAAGUUAUCCCGAAAUAAGUGAUCUGGUUAAUGAAUGGCCCUUUCUUUUCCGCACUGAAAUGACUCUACACAUGAAUCGUCUUUACAACAUCAAUGUGGAAGAUGAUCUUUCCCUCUACAUGAAUUUUACUGGGAAACAAGUGCUUGAUUAUCUUGUUUUCUCUCAAGGAAUGGAAGGCAAAGUUUUGGAACAACAAAUGACAAAAUCUAAAGAGAAAUCUGCAAUUGAUGAACCAGAAGUCUUAUCUCUGCUGAUGUUGUUUUCAAUACAUUUCAAGGAGAAAGUUGGAAAAUUUAUCAUAAAAGCUGAGGUUUCGCUUCAAAUGAAGGAUGUUAGGGACCUUCCAAUUCCGCUGACACCUUGCAUUCUAUCAUGUGGAUCUGACCUGUUUAGGGCUGAAAAGUAUUAUGCAUGUAUGGACAAGUACUGCUAUUUUGCUACUAGAUCUUUCAGAGAAGCUUUUUGUGUAGUUUUUAGUAGCUACUUUGUGUUCCAUCUAGAUUUUCCUCAAAACUUUGGACUCACUCUGGAAUACAUUCAAAGACAAGUUUUCGACAUAAAUCCUGAGGUGGGAACCAAACGCGCUGAGGGAAGUUCUAGCAGUCCUGUUAGCGUCAAAAUUCUUGACGUAAUCAGAGACUGCCAGGCAUAUCAUACAGCCCUUCAGAAGGCUAACUCAGUUAAUGAUCAGGACUCACCCUUGAAUCUCUCUAAGUCAAGCAACAUAAGCUUUAGCCAAACCUCAUCUUAAAGUCAUCACUCCCAUGCAUAGCAACUUGUAUAUAAAUUUGUUUACUGUUCUUUUAGUUGUCACUUUUGUUGUUAAAAUUAAUCCUGCACUACCUUUGGUAAAAGCUGUGGUGUGUGUCAAUAUAUUUUUCUUGUUUUGUUUCUACAAUUGUUGAUUAUUUUUAUUCUUUUAGUUUUUCAAUGUUGUAGUUUUUUAACCAUAUGAUGUGAGUUUUUUAAAAACUUCAGUGGUUUUCUUUUAACCAUUUAACAUUUUAUUUCUUAACCUUUGACCUUAUGACAAACACUUUGCAGCAGUUUCCAGCAACUAGUCAAUAAUGUAUUUUGGAUUAUUUUAUACUGGACCAUACCUCUGAUAUAGCUGUGAUGUGCCAAAGUAUCUUUUCAUUUGUUAAUGUUAACUAUUUCCUCCGUAAAGAGAUGUUAAAGAAUGAUAUCGAAGUGAAUUGGUGUUUAAAUUAUUUUAAAAAUUUCUUUGGAAGUGUGUUAAUUAUUAUUACAUAUUUAUUUUUCAGACUUAAAUAAAAGUGCUCAGAAUCAAUAGAUAGUUUUCAUUACAAACUCAAAGUAAAACAUUACAUCCAAGUAAAGAAGUAGCAAGUAAGAGGUAUCUUUACUUAAAAAGAGAGACAACAAAUGUAGCGUGACAGGCAAGACUACAUAUAUCAAACUAAAUACACAAAGGAAAUAACAUGUAUUGCUGCAAACACAGUAUAAUCAAAUUGUAAUAAGUUCAUAUGCUUAGCCAACACUUUGCACAGUAUUUUCUUCGAUCAAACAAUGUUUCAAAGAAAAACAGAGUCUUUCAUGAAAGUCAUACACUGCCUGUCCUGUAAUAUCCAAAUUUUCUGAAUACAUGACAAUCUGAUAGUAAAAUUUGUCUUCAGUAAUUUAAUACAGCCCAUAGUUAUCCAUGAAAGAAGAAGGAUGUAUUUCCAAGACAAAGAAAACAUCACUUUUCUCAUCUUCUCCACCUGAAAUUAUGCAGGAAAUUUUUGCAAUUUGAAUGGUACUAUUGAUUUUGGAGAAAAGCAGCCAAUCAUCCUUCUUGAAUACUUGGCCGUGUAA